Molecule: messenger RNA, 6774 nt
Organism: Vespula vulgaris
Lineage: Eukaryota; Metazoa; Arthropoda; Insecta; Hymenoptera; Vespidae
Product: epidermal growth factor receptor kinase substrate 8-like
Exons: 10
Coding region: 564-3227 (887 amino acids)
Biological process (GO): regulation of Rho protein signal transduction; Rho protein signal transduction
Cellular component (GO): plasma membrane
Molecular function (GO): actin binding
Source: RefSeq, a predicted model, not a curated record
UUAACAGCAAUACUGUAUAUAUCGUCCUAUACAUUCACAUCGUUUCCGUGAAAGAACACGCCUAAAUAAAAGCAAUCGCUGUGUCAAGGUUUCCUUCUAAAAGGAUAUCACUCUAACGCCAUAACGGAAUUCAGUGCAAUCCUGGAUUUCUUCAUCCUUAACGGAAUUCCAAUUGAUAUUCCAAUUGGUAUUCUUCUUCAGAGGCACACCUGUUGCUCUCUAGUGUUCAUUUAAGACUACUUUUGAAAAUAAUUUCUAGUGAAAAUCUAUACCGAACGAUUUCCUUACUUUUACACCUUUUUUUACGCCUACAUUUUUUCUUCUUCUUUUUUUUUUGUUGUUGUGUAUUUACGUCUAUCGAUAGUGUAGUUAAAUCGUGCAUUGUGGAAAUUGCUGUGCGAUCUUUUUUUUUUUACAUCUAUCUUUUUUUUCUAUUUAAAAUGAAGAACCAAAUAGAUUGACCAGAUUGCAAACGUAUGCAUAGGUGGAAUUCUAUUAACGAUUGGAAGAGAUUAUUUUUCUUCUUGUUCGCAGGCAAGGUUGAUCGUGUUUGAACUUCCAAUAUGCCAUACUAUAAUACCAGCCAUAGUCCAGCAGUUUAUAACAAAGAUGGUGGCUCGAGCGGACCAUCGAGUACUUCCGGUGGCCGUGGAAGUAGUACCGAACCACCUACAUACAUGAUGGAACAUUUAGCGACAUUUACAGUGACGAAAGAAAUAGGCAUUGUUUAUCCGGCUGAUGGUAUGCGUCGUCUUUUGCAAUUAGAAAAAAGCAAUGGUAUAUGGAGUCAAAAGAUGCAGCUUCGUUUGGAAAGAAACUGGGUUCUUAUCAUGGACAACGAAACUGGGGCCGUGAUGGAACGAUUUCCAGCUUCUUUGAUCCAAGAACCAACUGCAUUUACCUCGAGAGACCCAAUGGAGAUGUACAACAACAUUUUGGUAUUUUCUGUCGCCGACGACAGUGGUUCUCAAAGAGCAGAAAUGCAUAUCUUUCAGUGUCAAAGCGUAUCUGCUCAAGAUUUGGUCGAGGAUUUGAAAAUGCUUCAAAUGGGGAAACUCGUACCAGGUGGUUCGCCUAGAGGUCCAAGAGGUCAAAUUCCGCCACCACCUGCGUUACCACCACCUGAACCUCCAUUGAACGGUGUGAAUGUACGCGAACAGGUGUCUGCGUUUAAUGCGGCCAAUGCCGAUGGCCAGAACGAUAUAUCACGUGAAGAAAACAACGACGAAGUGUCCUCAACGUCGUCAGAAAAAUACGAACGUGACGUGACGAUAUUGAAUCAUUGCUUUGACGACAUUGAAAAAUUUAUUGCACGUUUGCAAUAUGCUGCAGCUGCAUCGAGAGAAUUGGAACGUCGACGGCGUAACAGAAAGUCGAAAAAGAGAAACCUAGGAGAUGGCAUGUUAACGAUGAGAGCAAAGCCACCACCAGAGAUGGAGUUCAUUGAUAUCUUUCAAAAAUUCAAACUUUCCUUCAAUCUUUUAGCCAAAUUGAAAGCACACAUUCACGAUCCCAAUGCACCGGAGCUGGUACAUUUCCUUUUCACGCCACUUGCUUUGAUCGUUGAUGCAUCUCACGAUACGAAUUAUGAUCCGAAUUUACCAAGCAAGGUCGUCUCACCUUUAUUGACAAGAGAAGCGGUCAAUUUGCUAAUCAAUUGUGUUACCAGCAAAGAAACUGAACUCUGGCAUUCUCUCGGUGAUACGUGGCUCAUUCCUCGUGAUCAAUGGAAAGGACACGUACCACCUUACCAUCCGAUCUUUACGGAUGGUUGGUCACCGGAAUAUCCCAUACCGGAAGACCGAGAUCACGAUCAUCUUGCUUCUCUUUUGAAUGCUGACAAACAAAAGAGGGAUGAACUUCCUGAACAACAGAACGAUCCUUACUACAAUCAUCGAGACGUCGACGAGUCACAUUAUAGUAGCGAUUAUCUCGAAUACGAUAGCAGAGAGGACCGAGCUGGUACCGAAUACUUUGAUAGAAAUUACGGACCAACCUCGGAACUUUAUGCCAGAGAAGAAAGAGUCGAACAAACCAGAGCUCACAGUGACAUAUCAGUUGAUUCCAUUGAAAGAGCACCCAGAGGUGCUGCCAUCGAAAGAGCUCAAGAAGUUUGGUUGGAUGAGCUCGUAGCUAGAAAUGCUAAGAUCGUUCACGUUACUUAUCCUAGAACAGCUAACAACGAUAAAGAAUUGACGGUUGUCAGGGGUGAAUAUCUGGAAAUACUCGAUGACAGUAGGAAGUGGUGGAAAGCGAGAAAUUCUAGGGGUCAAGUUGCUCACGUGCCACACACUAUUGUUACGCCUCACAAUCCAUCUCAGCCUGCUGAAAAUGAUGUAUUUAAUAAUCCAUUAUAUACAAGUCGAUACCCUAGACAAGGACAUGGCUAUAGUUAUGAAGAUUCUGAAAUUGAAAGAACCAGUACUAGUCCGGGGCCAGAAGCAGCUCAUCGAACUCAUGCGAUUCCACCACCAGCACCCGCGGAUUGGGUGAGAAAAGAACGUCUUGGGAAAAAAGAGAAUUUGACUACAUCUAAUGAAGUUUCAAGUACAAACGACAACGUAUCCGGUAAUACAUUGGAAAAAACUCCAAGAUUGGAAAAAAAGAAUGGCCCAAUAGUUAUAAUCCAACCAAUACAAAUGACAACUUUAAAAAAUAAAUUGAAAAACAAAUCCAAUGCACCAAACCCACCAACACCAUCAGCACCAUCAGCAUCACAAACACCAUCAGCACGAUCAUCAUUGUCAGUACCACCACCACCUCCACCACCUCCUCCAGUUCUACAGACUCAAAAAUCAACUACAUCGACGACUUCCAACAAAUCAGAAUCGUAUAAAAAUAAUAAAUCUUUCGCUGGUACGUGUAAUCAAGACCAAGUUCAGGAGGAACUUAAACAUGUAUUAAACAUGUUUAGAAAAAAGAAACAUAGCCCAAAUAUUCUAGAAAUGCAAGCAACAGUUUUACAUCAAUAUUCUACUCCUCGUGAAGUUCAAUCUUGGUUGACGGCGAAAGGAUUUUCAGAUAAAGUUUGCAAACAAUUGAAAGAUAUGACUGGUGCUGAAAUAUUUAAUCUAACGAAACGACAAUUGGAGCAAUAUUUUGGCCCUAACGAAGGUGAAAAGCUGGGGGAACAGCUCAUCUUAUCACGAAACGAAUGCGGGUACGAAACGACAAGGGUAUCAGAAUUAAAACAGAUUUUAGAGAAGGUUCGGCAAAAGGCAGAAUAAAUAAAACGUAAAAGACACAAUUAUAGUAAGCGUAUAUACAUAUAUAUAAAUAUGUAUAUACACAAUAAUUGAACGCUUAAAAGUAGUUGUAAUUUUUAAUAAAAUUAUGAAGCGCAAUAAGCUAUCAAUAUUACUUAUAUAGUUAUAUAUGCAACAUAUAAAUCAAUUAAUAUGCUCUAGUACUUCAUAAUUUUAUUAAAGGAAAAUACUUAAAAUAAGAAAUUUUCAUUGAUAUACUUAUUUUCUCUUUCAUAUGUAAACUGUACAAAAAUUAGCUUGCACACAUUCUCUACUCAAAAUUAAUAUUCACUUUUUAAUUUUAGAUAUAUGUAUAUAUUUAUGACAGACUAAUUGUAACUUAAAGAAUUAACGAUAUUAAAGUCUCAUAAUUUUAAAUAAAUACAUUAGCAGUAUUAGCCAAAGAAAUGAAUUUCUACAAAAAAAAUAAUAUAACAUAUGUCAUAUAUAUACGAAGACAAGUUUUAAAUCGACUAUCAUUUUCAUGAACACUUUGUUUAAAAUUGAAUGCUUUGUUAUUAAUAUCGCGUUAUGUUUAUUUUGAAGCUAUCAUUAUACAUUAAUUAUUAACAGACAUAAAUAGUUAUCCGCCUGUGUAUAUAUCAUUUCUUGUAUAUAAUCUUAGAAUUAUAUAUCCGAUAUAUUACACAUAAUUUUUCUGAAUACUCCUCCAGUCGGAAUCACAUGACGUGAACACAUCAAUAAGUAUAAUAAUAAUAAUAAUAUUGUAUAGAAUUUUCAAUUCUUAGCAAAGCUCCUUUCACAAACACAUCACCCACUUUUUAUUAUUAUUAGCUACGUUUAUCAUAUAUUGCUUCUAUACGAAGCAUAUUUAGUGGCGUUUAAUAAAAAAAAAGCAUUAAAGAUUGCAGCGCAUUUUACGUACGUCAAUUGUGCGUCAAUUUACAAUCUAAAUUAACAAUAUAAUAAUAAUAAUAAUAAUAAUAAUAAUAUUGUAAUAAAUCGAUUGAGAGGGAACAUAAUUGUUUCUUCGUUCGAAUAAUUUGUUAAAAAAUACAAUCGAAUACUUAAAAACAAUUUUAAUGUAAAUGCAAUUGAUCAUCUUAUUUUGUUGUACUCCUUUUAAAUUAUGAUAUGAACAAAAUAAAUAUUUAAUGCAUUUUAUAAUGUAUGCCAUGAUUCAUAUAAAAGGCCUAUAAAGUGUCCUUCGAAUAGUUCAUUUUUGGAAAAAACUAGAUGCUAAAAUUCAUUCGCCCUAAAUCCCAAUGUUAUGAAUAUCUAAAAGUUUGUAAAAAUGUUGUAUAAAAUUUGUCUAGAAAACUGGUAAUCAAUCUAAAAAAUCGACACAAGUCUCUAUUUACGAUUCUACUAACAGUGAAGGAUGAUUAUAAUAACAGCUUCUCAGUGAUACAGUGCUAUGAAUUGGUCAUUCGUGAAUGUCUCACACGUUUUUCAUUAGAAGUAACAUUGGUUUAUACAUAUAUAUAUAUAUGUAUAUAUAUAUAAACGAUUAUUAUAUAAUGUUUAUUAUUAUCAUCAGAUCAGUUGCUAUUACCAAUAAUAGUAAUAAUUUUUAUUAUUAUUACGAAUCGGAACUAUCAUUUUUGAUAGAAAAUGAAGAUACUUUCAUAAUCAUUUUUUUAGAACAAAUGUAUAUUCUAAUUACAAAGUGAUUCAAUUCAUUCUAAUUUAUUAUAGAAGAGUAUACAAAAAAAAAAAAAAUGAAAAAAGAAAUUGACAAAUUGGAAUGUGAUAUUAUCAACUUUAAAAUUCAUAUAAUAAAAUAACAGGAAAAUGAUACAUGUAACAUGAAAAACUAUAUUUAAAAGAUCAUUAUUUUGCUAAUGUUCUUUUUUUUUUUCUUUAGUUAUAUUGUUUCUCUUUAAAUACGCGCGCGCGCGCGUGUGUGUAUGUAUACAUAUAUAUGUAAUAAUUGCACAUAUUUGUAAAUUGCUCGUUUUAUGAAAGGAGAUUUUAAAUAUUUAACCAUUUGAUGUAAAACAUUUGUGCGUAACGUAUAGCUUUCAUAGCUCAUAAUUAUGAAAUCUAUAUUAAAGAAGAAACGACAACAAAUUUUAUCGAUUUGAGUUAUUCGUACAUCAGCUGCCACUAUUUGUUGGAUAAGCUUUAAUAGAAGAAUUUAUAUAUAUAUAUACUUUUCUUUUUAUAUUGUGUAUAUAAAUCAUAAAAGUUCCAAGAUUAACAUCUUACAAAUAAAAACUAUAUAUAUAUUAAUCGGGAAAUAUAUACUGAAAUUGGUGUUACAAUCUUAACAAAUUCCAGGCUUCACUUUGAAAUAACUUUGUUAAUAACCGAGAAACCUUUGAUAAAGUUUAAACAAAUCACAUACUACACCUUGUUAUUAAUAAUAUAAAUGUAAACUAUAUAUAUAACUGAUUUUUUCUUUUUUAUAUUUACAUAAUAUUUUUUAAGGCUGCAAUAAAUUGUACUUAUGCUCAAAUAUAUUAUCAUUACCUGUAAUAAGACAUAACAUUACAACUAUAACAUAAAUUUCGAAUAUAAAACAAACAAUCAUAUUAUUAAAUCUCUUUAUAAACCAAUUAAUCUUCAGAUACUUGUGAAUGUUGUAUGUGAGACAUUUACAACUCCAACAUUAUUGAUUUUGCAGACACAUACAUACAUACAAAUAAUAAUGCAAGUACAUACGUUUUAUCGCGCAACAAAAGAAAAUGUCUCUUUUUUUUUUGUAAAUUUCUGUAAUUAUAUGAAGGGUUAAGAUCGUAAUAUGCUAAACAAUCACCUUCUUUCGUCACAUUUUUAAAGGAGUAAAAAGUUUAACGUCAAUAGAAAAAACAUAUUUCGUUUGUCGAGGAUGAUAUCUAUGCAACAAAAAUUUUGGUAUAUCAUCAAAUAUACGAAUAUAUAUAUAUAUUACGUAGUUGUCAUGGGUAAAAGUAAAAUGUCAAUAGAGAUCCUAAGAGGUAUAAAUUAGUUUGUCAGACAAAAGUAAGAAGAAACAAACAAAAUUACGACAGACAAAUCAUUUUUGAUUGUUCCGUAUCUUGUUUCCUAUCCUGAGGACAAUGCAACUGUAUAUAAAAAUGACUAAGCGCGUUAGAUUACAUCUACACGUUAGAUAUAAAAUUAUGUAUUAUAGCAAUACGGAAGAGAGAAAAAAGAGGCUUUAAAUGUUCUGUAAUCUAUUUAAUAAAUAAUAAUAGAUAGAGCUCAAAAAUUGACCUUGGAAGUUGAAAAGAUUUAAAUCGUCGUUUUUUUCUUUACGUUCAUUGGAUCAAUAGUCUAUCUAUUUGAAUCAUUUUGAAGAUAGGUCACUUUGCUCGCAUGAAUUACAGAUCAUGUUUCUACAUAUCUUUGCAACAUUAAAAGAAUCCAAGGCCAAAAUGUGAGAAGCGACGACAAAACGACGACGGAGCGAUAAUGGAAUGACAAUGGAACUUGACAAUGAAGCGAUUAUAAAAGCGAGAUAAUGAAGCGAGAAGUGGAAAGAUAUAUAUAUGUGUAUAUAUAUAUAUAUAUAUGAAUGAAUACAAGUAGUAUACAACCUACUGGGUAGUGGCCUCCAAAUCCUCCUUCGAUGGAACAGACC